This is a messenger RNA of Rotaria socialis, 342 nucleotides long. The record is from the annotation of a GenBank genome assembly. Lineage: Eukaryota; Metazoa; Rotifera; Eurotatoria; Philodinida; Philodinidae.
AUGCGACAUAUAACGAAAGAAUAUCGCGUCCAAGCGAUGUCAUUAUAUGUACAAUCAACUAAUCGUGAAUGUGAAAUACUUACAGAUGAAAUCAAACAUAUCAUUGAAGGUUUUCCGAGAAAUACUGAAGAAAAUGACGAACAAGUUGAUGCUGAAUCUGGUUAUACAGAAUUUAAACAUUACAAUGAAUUACGAGAAAAAAGAUUGAACUUAGAAGCUGAACAAUCUAUUUAUUUUUUAGAGGUACAGCGAGUCGAGGGCGAAAUCAAAGAACAAGAAGAAGAAAUAAUUGCCCCGACUCUUACUCGAUCGUUGGGCGAGGAUUUCUCGCUCCAACUAUAA